AUGAAGUUUUUGAUAUCAUUAAAGCUGCUUAUCCAAGCAAAUCUUUUAAAAAGAAAUCCAUUACUUUAUUUGAUAUUGAAGAUAUUUUUGAUGGUUAUUAAAGUAAUCUUAUAUAAGGAUUUCUAUUUUCCAAUCCCAAUUGAUUACAUAUAAGAAGUUGCCUAACAUAUUUUGAAGUCAAUAAUUUUUCCUUAGAAAAUAAUACAUAAUUAACGGAACCAUUUAAAUGGAUCACUUAGCUGUAUUCACUCUUCUUAGUUGGUAUUCAAGACAUGA
This is a messenger RNA of Paramecium sonneborni, 276 nucleotides long. NCBI's taxonomy places the organism in Eukaryota, Ciliophora, Oligohymenophorea, Peniculida, Parameciidae. The record is from the annotation of a GenBank genome assembly.